Rubroshorea leprosula is the source of this 2443-nucleotide messenger RNA. The record is from the annotation of a GenBank genome assembly. NCBI's taxonomy places the organism in Eukaryota, Viridiplantae, Streptophyta, Magnoliopsida, Malvales, Dipterocarpaceae.
AGCGACGACGUCAAGCUUCUUGGUUCGAAGCAGAAGCAGCCUCACAGGAACAGUAUAUGGACCUCCUUCUUCCUCCUUGACUACUGAUGAAUAAAAAAACUAGAAUGAAAGAGAGAGGAAAACGAAGUCAAAAGAAGCAAAGAAUCGAUUAGUAGUGACUGCAUAUUUUUUACAGCUUUUUCAGUUGUAAAAAUGGCAGCAGCUAGAGUAAAUUUGAAUAGCUCGAUACAAAACAGUUUGUGGCUUUUAAAUCCAAUAUGUUCCUUCAAUUCUAGAGCCACCCAUUUCAAGAAUCGCCUGAAUUUUCCUCAAAGUCUCGUCCUUUCUUCUUUGUCUUCUUCAAAAAGAGCCAUGUUUUGCAGUUGCUCAAGCAGCAAUGAUAGGGGCAAAAACAAUCCCCAAAGUGGAGAAUUAGGGGAGCCUUUUGUCCUCACAACUCCUCUUUAUUACGUGAAUGCUCCCCCUCAUAUGGGAAGUGCCUACACUACCAUAGCUGCUGAUGCCAUUGCUCGAUUUCAGAGGCUCUUGGGGAAAAAGGUAAUAUUUAUUACAGGCACAGAUGAGCAUGGGGAGAAAAUAGCUACAGCUGCAGCUGCUAAUGGUUCUAGUCCAAGUGAGCAUUGUGAUGUCAUAGCUCAAUCUUACAUAACACUAUGGAAAUAUUUAGAUAUUGCCUAUGAUAAGUUCAUCCGCACGACUGAUCCUAAACAUGAGGCAAUUGUGAAAGAAUUUUAUUCUAGGGUUCUUGAAAAGGGUGACAUUUACCAGGCUGACUAUGAGGGGCUUUACUGUGUCAACUGUGAGGAGUAUAAGGACGAGAAAGAGCUGCUUGAAAACAACUGUUGCCCCAUGCACCUAAAGCCUUGUGUUCCUAGGAAAGAAAAUAAUUACUUCUUUGCACUGUCAAAGUACCAAAAAUUACUAGAACAAACUUUCUUGGAGAAUCCAAAUUUUGUUCAGCCUUCAUUUCGUCUUAAUGAGGUGCAAAGUUGGAUCAAAAGUGGCUUAAAAGACUUCUCCAUUUCCCGAGCAUCAGUGGAAUGGGGUAUUCCAGUUCCCAAUGACAACAAGCAAACUAUUUACGUUUGGUUUGAUGCUUUGCUAGGCUACAUAUCAGCCCUGUCAGAGAAUAAAGAGCAGCAGGAUUUACAGAGUGCUGUUUCUUCAGGUUGGCCAGCCUCACUACACUUGAUUGGAAAGGAUAUUUUGCGUUUUCAUGCAGUUUACUGGCCUGCUAUGCUAAUUUCUGCUGGAUUGAGUCUUCCUAAGGUUGUGUUUGGCCAUGGAUUCUUGACAAAGGAUGGCAUGAAGAUGGGGAAGUCUUUAGGGAAUACAAUUGAACCAAAAGAAUUACUUAGUAAAUUUGGACCUGAUGCUGUCCGGUAUUUCUUCCUCAGGGAGGUGGAAUUUGGAAAUGAUGGGGACUAUUCAGAGGAUCGAUUCAUUAAUGUUGUCAAUGCACAUCUUGCCAACACUAUAGGAAAUCUUCUUAACCGAACUCUUGGGCUUCUUAAAAAGAACUGCCAAUCCACCUUAGUGGCUGAUUCAAUUGCUGUGGCUGAAGGAAAUACUUUCAAGGAUACUGUUUUGAAGCUGAUUGAAAAGGCUCGGAUCCAUUAUGAAAACCUCUCAUUAUCAUUAGCUUGUGAAGCUGUCCUAGAGAUUGGAAAUGCUGGAAAUUCGUACAUGGAUGAACGUGCACCAUGGUCUCUUUUUAAACAAGGAGGCGCUGCUUCUGAAGCUGCAGCAAGGGAUCUAGUGAUUAUAUUGGAAACGAUGAGGAUCAUAGCAGUUGCUUUAUCCCCAGUGGUGCCUAGCUUAUGUCAGAGGAUAUAUGCACAGCUUGGCUACUCUGAGGAUGAGUUCAAGAAUGCAACCUGGGGGGAAACCAAGUGGGGUGGUCUAAAGGGUGGUCAGGUCAUGUCUCAACCUAAACCGGUCUUUGCGAGGAUUGAGCAAACAGGAACAGAUGAUGAGAAUCUAAUCUACCACCCAAAAAGGCUGUGAAAAAGAAAGAGAAGGUUCGACAAGUCCAAGGGGUAGCAGAAGCCUAGAAGGCAUAGUAUUAAUUUCUAAAGAAAGACCACAUCUUCGAAGCUCACAUUCAUCUAACAAUCUUUUUUUUUUUUUCUUUUUUAAUUUAAUUUAUCUGUUAUCACUCAGCUAGAUUAUUGUAUAUUGAUUGUGAUGAUGAGAUGCAAUAAGCUAGUUAAUAAAUUGCAUUAUUUUUCCCAGCAUAUCCGUGUCUCUUCUUGUUGACAUUUUGGGAUGUUCUCUAGUAUGAGAAUACAAAAUAGUUUGAUUGGGGUUUAGCUCUUACAUUUAUUUUCAUUUCCAUCUUCAUAAAUAUUUUCAUUUCCAUCUUCAUGAAUACUUUCCUCUGGCAUUGUCAUCUGAAAAUUCUUCUGCGUAUGCAGCAACAUAAGAAAAAUCACAAGAUGGA